CAGCAAUUUAGGACGACGGAGAUGGGGCGAAUUUGUCGUCACAACCCAUAAACACGAGGAAAACUAAACCACGAGAAUGAAUGUACUUCGUUCACUCACAAGAAUUACACGGCCAUGUGCCCAGUUGGCAAGAACAAUGUCUGAUGAGGGUCCUAGGUCAAUGGAAAGAUGUAUAAAUGAAGUAACUCUGAUGGGACGAGUAGGUAGAGAUGCUGAAUUGAGAGGCAAAGAGGAUAUGAACCAAGUUGCUGUAUUUUCUCUGGCUACAAAUUACAGAAUUAAAAAAAGAGACACUGGAGAAAUUACACACGAUACAGACUGGCACAAUAUUGUUGUGUUCAACCCAUACACACGGGACUUUGUAGCCAGUAAAAUAAAAAAAGGAGAUCGGCUUUUGGUACAAGGACAGUUGUCAAAUAAAAAAUAUGAAGAUCCUACGACUAAUGAAAGAAAAAUUGUUAGUCGAAUAAUAGCAAGAAAUGUUAUAAAUCUGACACAGAAAUGGAGAAAUGAAGAACAAUCUAAUCAGGGAGAAGAAGAGUAUGAAAAUCAAGAUCAAAGUUCAUAGACAUUAUAAUUUGUACAUUUGUUAUUGUUUGUUAAUGUAUUUUUAUUUCCAUCAUUUUUGGUUUUAUCAUUUUACAUUGUCAUGUGAUUGAGUGUUAUUUAGUUUUCUCUUGACCAAACUUGCCUGGGAUCCUUAAUCAAUCUCUUCUUUAUAUCAUGUAACCAACUUUUAGUAAUAUUCAAGAAGUUUGUUUAAGGCUCUUCUAUAUAAACAUACAUUGUACUUACGGAAGGCCCUUUCAAAAUUGAUACAACAACUAAAGAUGUAAUUUAGAAUUUCACCUUCGUUUUCACUGUACUUGACUACCACUAAAAGUUGAGAUUUCAUAGAACAUGUAGUUCCAUGUAUGUUUUAAUGGAAUAGCCCUCCUAAUAAAAAAAAAGUGCACAUGUCAGUUGUGAAGUUAUAGUUAUGACUUCCAAAGUCUUCGAGGGGAAAACAAAUUUAAGGUUGGAAUUGAAAUUUGGCAUAGAUGACAAAAAAGGGAGAUAAUUAAAAUUGUUUCUCUGAUUGAUUAUUUAUUCAUAAUUGAAAUUGUCAAACUUGAAAUAAAUGUUCAAGUUUUGUUGUUAAACUGUCUAUAAAUUGUUCGUUCCAUCUAGAAUACCUGUCACAUCACAAGGGAUAAUACAAUGAUUUCAAUUUCUAGUUUUUAGAUUUAGCUAGAGUUGUCUUCCUUUGAACUUAUAAAUUAUGAAUGCAAUUUUUUUUUACUGUACAGUUGAAGUAGAUGAGAUUGUUUUAUUAAUGUGAUGAUUUAAAAAUCUUACAAUAGAAAAAAAAUGAUUUAAAGAAGAAAAGUUAUGUGAUGUGGUUAUUUAUACUGUAUAAACUAAGCCUUCUGCUCACUCAAAUUGUAAUGUCUGACUUCAUUUUUUCCAUAAUUAGUUGCACACUGAGUAUUUUUUUGUUGUGACAUUGAGUGUGUUUCUUGAAACUAUUAUCUAGACUUUUUGAUGUUUAUGUCAUCUGCUUCAAUUGUACCUUUUUUACGCAAGGAACAGUUGUAAGAGGUGUAAGUGUAUUGUGUAAUGUGUUCAUUAUUUGCAAAUAAGUUCUUUCUUUUUUAUAAUAUUUUUUAAACAAGGGAAUCUUGUACUACUACUAGGGGUCAUUUAUCAACCUUAGCUACCCUUGACAGUCUUGUAAGGUCGGUAGAAUGGUAUGUUUAGUAAAUAUGAAUAACCUAGUUUUAGUAAUUAAAAGGUUUAAUUAG
Molecule: messenger RNA, 1784 nt
Organism: Mytilus trossulus (common blue mussel)
Lineage: Eukaryota; Metazoa; Mollusca; Bivalvia; Mytilida; Mytilidae
Product: single-stranded DNA-binding protein, mitochondrial-like
Exons: 6
Coding region: 77-568 (163 amino acids)
Biological process (GO): positive regulation of helicase activity; mitochondrial DNA replication
Cellular component (GO): mitochondrial nucleoid
Molecular function (GO): single-stranded DNA binding
Source: RefSeq, a predicted model, not a curated record